Messenger RNA from Vigna unguiculata (cowpea), 1664 nucleotides. Its product is annotated as nematode resistance protein-like HSPRO2 pseudogene. The record is from RefSeq and is a predicted model, not a curated record. NCBI's taxonomy places the organism in Eukaryota, Viridiplantae, Streptophyta, Magnoliopsida, Fabales, Fabaceae.
UCUCUCUCUCUCCAACCUCAUCUCCGUAUAAAUACACUUCUAUCUUCCUCCUCCUCCUCUUCAAAUUUCACCAUAACUCUUCUAAUUCACAAAACUACAUCUUCUUAUCCAUCUAUCACUUUCCAAACAUGGUUGAUCUAGAUUGGCAAACAAAAAUGGUUUGUUCCAACUCACCCAAACUCUCUCUCUUAGAGAACAACAUCCCAAUCCCCACUUUGCAAAUUCCCCUUCGCCAAAACGACAUCACCGCUGCGUCGUCUCCGCUAUGUGCUGCCUACGACAACUACCUUCGCCUCCCCGACCUAAGAAACCUCUGGGCCACCACCAACUUCCCCGAUUGGCCCAACGAGCCCAUCAUAAAGCCCGCCUUACACGCCCUCGAAAUCACCUUCCGCUUUCUCGCAACCGUUUUAUCAGACCCGAGGCCCUACGUUAACAAGCGCGAGUGGACCCGACGCCUAGAGUCCCUCGCCGCGGCUCAGGUCCAGAUCAUUGCCGUGCUCUGCGAAGACGAGGAGCAAAACCCCGAGACACGUGGCACGGCACCCGUGAGUGACGUCAACGACUUCGUCACGGCUCAGAGAAGAAGCUACAGCGAGGAGAGCCUGCUCCCGCGUCUCGCCACGUGGCACAGAUCCAGGGACGUGGCGAGGAGGAUCCUCGCCACCGUGGAAUGCGAGAUGAUGAGGUGCACGUACACGCUGGGUCUGGGAGAGGCCAACCUCGCGGGAAAAAAGGUUCUCCGCUACGACGACGUUUGCAGGCCGACCGAGAUCCGAUCCCUGGAGACCACGCCGUACGAUCACGUGGAGAACUACGAGAACGGGACGGUGCACGCGGCGCAGCAGAUCGUGGAGUGCUGGACGCGUGCGGGGAGGGGGUUGGUGGAGAGAUUGGUGGAGUCGGUGGAGAGGAGAGAGUUGGAGAAGGCGGCGAGUGAGUGCCACGCUGUGGAACGGAUCUGGAAACUCCUGGCGGAGGUUGAGGACGUGCAUGAGAUGAUGGAUCCGGAGGAUUUUCUCCGGCUGAAGAAGGAAUUGGGGAUGAGAAGGCAAGGCGAAACGGAGGCGUUUUGCUUUAGGUCGAAGGAGGUUGUGGAGUUGGCGAAGGUGUGUAGGGAUCUGAGGCAGAAGGUGCCGGAGAUAUUGGAGGUGGAGGUUGACCCGAAGGGUGGGCCGGGGAUGAUGGAGGCGGCGAUGAAGGUGUACCGGGAAAAAACGAAGGGGUUGGAGAAGGUUGUUGUUUUGCAGGGUAUGCAAGCGAUUGAGGUGGCGAUGAAGAGGUUCUUCUUCGCUUACAAGCAGGUUGCGUCGCUUCUCAUGGGAAGCUCCGAGGCCGAUGGGUUAACUCAGAUAUUCCUUCAACCCACCUAUUUCCCUAGCUUGGAUGCUGCCAAGACAUUCCUCAGUUAUUACUGGGAAAAUAACGCCAAUCAAACUCAAAACUUGGUAGUUCCUUGGUAGUUAAAUCGGUUAAUUAAUUCAAUUCAUUUCAUAGUUAAACCUACCCACACAAACAAAAACAAAAAAAGGUUAAAUUUUGUAAACACAUAUGCGUCUGUAAAAUAUUAUUUCUCAAUUUUUUGAAUCAUAUUCUUUUCUCUGCUGUAAGCCGUUCCCUUACGGUUGAGCAAAUAGAUGCAUUACAACAAAUUAGUUCGUGUU